Messenger RNA from Leptopilina heterotoma, 2384 nucleotides. Its product is annotated as peroxisomal acyl-coenzyme A oxidase 3-like. Gene Ontology annotation, biological process: fatty acid beta-oxidation using acyl-CoA oxidase; lipid homeostasis. The transcript is spliced from 12 exons. NCBI's taxonomy places the organism in Eukaryota, Metazoa, Arthropoda, Insecta, Hymenoptera, Figitidae. Bases 241 to 2241 code for a protein of 666 amino acids. Gene Ontology annotation, molecular function: FAD binding; fatty acid binding; pristanoyl-CoA oxidase activity. The record is from RefSeq and is a predicted model, not a curated record. Gene Ontology annotation, cellular component: peroxisome.
UUAUCGCGUCACCAACUCGUUUCAGAGUGAGAGAGGAAAGUUACAAUCGUUCUAUAUUUAUCUUUCUCUGCGACAGAAAGAUAAAUACAAUGUAAAAUAUUUUAGCAAGUCAUUAAAAAAUUUAUCUUUUUGCCAAAGAUUAAUUUCUAAUAAGCAAUAUUUUGAGAUUUCGUUCUGUUGGGCAAAGAACUUGGAUUUUUAGAGAGAAAUUAUAUUUUAAGAGGUAUAAAAGAAUUUUAAAUGGAAACGAUACGAGAUUUACCGAAAAAUGGACCAUUAGAGGAAUAUAGAAAGAGAGCGAGUUUUAAUUGGAAGUCGUUUAAGAUUCACUUAGAAGGUGAAAAGUUCGUGAGAUCACAAGAAGAAUUAUGGAAGUUUCUUGAAAAAAAUCCAGAAUUCCAACAUCCCAGAAGAUCGUUAAAUUUGGACGAAACACGUAGAAGAUGUUAUCGACAAGUCAACGAAAUCUCUAAAAUCGAUGAUGGCAAAUCAAGCAAAUGGCAUUUUUUGCUAAGUCUUUACGAUACUUCAUUGCCACUGUUAAAAGGUCUCAGUCGUGGAACAGUUUCAAAUGCAAUUAUCGAUUUAGGAACCGAAAAUCAUCAAAAAUUGGUUGAAAAAUUUAAAAGUGGCGCAUUUCGAGGCUGUUUAUGUUUCACGGAAAUCUCUCAUGGGACGAAUCUUAAAGGUUUGCAAACCACAGCAACGUAUGAUGUUGAAACGGAAAAUUUUAUUAUCAACACGCCAAAUUUUCAAGCCGCCAAAUGUUGGUCCGGAGUAUUGGGAAAAACAGCGACGCAUGCACUUCUUUACGCGCAAUUAAUAACUCCCGAUGGAAGAAAUCACGGUCUCCAUCCAUUUAUUAUUCCGAUUCGAAAUCCAGAAACAAUUUUACCUCUGCCGGGAAUAAUUAUCGGUGAUAUGGGCGAAAAAAUUGGUCUCAAUGGUUUGGACAAUGGUUUCAUGUCAUUUAAAAAUUAUUCUGUACCUCGUGAGUGUUUACUCAAUAAAAUUACCGAUGUAACGAGGGACGGAAAAUAUGUUACAGUCCUAAAAGAUUCUAGUCAACGUUUCGGAGCAAGCAUAAGUCCUCUUUCUACUGGCAGAAUGAGAAUUAUUUUCAUUAACACAAUGUACAUGAGACUUGCUUUGAUAAUUGCAAUUCGAUAUUGUGCCUCAAGAAGGCAAUUUGGACCAAAAGAAAAAGAGGAAAUACCAGUGAUUGAGUAUCAAGUUCAGCAAGGGAGACUUUUCCCUCAUUUAGCCGCUUUGUAUGCACUGACAGUCUUCAGUUAUGAAGUUCUCGAAAUUGUUGAUUCGAAAAAAUCCAAAGAUUUAAAAACUAUUAUCGCAGAAGGAACGGAAUUGCACGCACUUUCGUCAGCGGGGAAACCUCUUUCUGGGUGGUUAGCUCGCGACGCUAUUCAGGAUUGCAGGGAAGCUUGUGGUGGUCACGGAUACCUAAAAGCAUCGCGAUUAGGAGAAAUGAGAGCAGCAAACGACGCCAGUUGUACUUACGAGGGAGAAAACACAGUUUUAAUUCAGCAGGCGAGUAAUUGGCUUUUGAAUCAAUGGGACAGUUUUAAACGUGGAAAAGGAAUUUCCACUCCACUUGGAACAGCGGGAUUUAUAAAAACUUCUGUUUACAUUCUUUCGCAAAAAUUCCACGCCACUAGCAUCGAGGAAACACUAAAGCUCGACAAUCUUCUCAUCAUGCACAAAUGGCUGAUAUGCUACUAUCUCAACAAAACUUACGAGCAAACGCAAUUUUUAAGGAAACAAGGAAUGAAUUCUUUUGAAAUCCGUAACAAUUCACAAAUGUUCCUUGCUCGUACCUUGUCAUUGGUUUAUGCCGAGCAUGCGGUGGUGAAAAUUUUCAUGGAUCGAAUCAAUGAUCCUGUUUUCCCCGAAUCGGAACGUUGUGUUUUGAGAAAAUUGUGCGCCAUAUUCUCCGCAUGGUGCCUCGAAAAAAGAAUGUCCGACUUUUAUGCCGGUGGAUUUGCAAAUGCAAAUUCGAAACUCGACGUUUUACUUCGUGAGGGAAUUGUUUCACUCAACAAGGAUUUACUGAGUGAAGUUGUGGCUUUAAUUGACGUUCUUGCGCCUCCAGAUUUCGUUGUCAAUUCUCCCCUUGGAAUGUCGGAUGGCGAGAUUUACAAACAUUUGGAAGAGACCUUUUUCAAGGAUCCGAAAAACUUCGAACGUCCAUCUUGGUGGAUGGAAUUAAAAUCAAACUUAUAAUUCGAUAUGAAAGAAACAUUUGGUAAAAGAAAAUAAAAAUUAAAUUUACCGGAGUUAAGGAGAAAUAUUUUUGUAAUUUUCAUAUUUUUGUAAAGUAAAUUUUAAAAUUUUUAAUCUAAUAAAUUCUUGUGUUGUUCUACAAA